AUGGCGACGCCGCCUCCUGAGGUUCAUCCUGUCACGAAGGAGGACAAGCCCCAGUUGCCUCCAACGCCCACUGGUCUUUCCGCGCCUGACCUCACAGCCACCAGCGAUGGCCCGGCAGACACCGAGAUGAAUCCCCCGGCGCUGAAUGGUCACGCCCCCACCAACGGUACAAGCACUGCGACUUCCCCACCCAAGUCUCCCGUCCCUGCGCCUAUCGAUCAUCGGGUGCCAUCGGAAAUGGCCCAAAAUGACACACCUUCUGCUUCAGGCUCGGCUCCCCCUGCUGAGGCCCCGCCGACCGAGAAAAAUGUCGGCGCUCCACAGGGUCAAGACUCUGCUACCCCAGUCGCGGCCGACGCUGCCGCUGGAGAUGUCGCGCCGUCUGUCCAGGCUCCGGUUCAUGAUCCAACACCUUCCGAAUCUACCAGUGGCCCCAUUGCCACAUCCGAUGCAAUGGCUAUUGAUACCCCCCAAGAUGUCUCGGCUGCCCCGAAGACAGAGCUGCCACAUCAUCCUAACCCGGAUUCCGCUCCCAUCUCUCUUCCCGCGCCCCAACCAGUCGAUCAACAGAUGACGGAUGCAUCAGAGCCGCCGCCAUCUCCGUCCAAGAUGUCCCGACAACGUGAUUCUAGCAUCGGCAUCGAAGAACCAUCUGCUAAGCGGGCCAAGGUCGAGGGCGAGGACUCGGCUGUCGACGUCAAGUCUCAGGGUUUCACAGCUUCAGCGACCGGAACACCUGGACCAACUCGUACUGGUGACGCACCAGGGCUGACCAAACUCCAACACAAGUUUAUCUCGAAGUCUCUCACAAGCCUCAAACGCAUGCAUGACGCGCGUUUCUAUAGGGAACCUGUGGAUGCUGUCAAGUUGAAUAUUCCUCAGUAUCACACCAUUAUCACCCAACCCAUGGACCUCGGCACCAUGGAAAAGAAGCUUAAGAACAACGAGUACACUUCUCCUGGAGCAGUUGCGGAUGAUUUUGCGCUGAUGGUCAAUAACACUACCAUCUUCAACGGCGCAGACCACCUGGUGACCCAAGAGGGAAUCAGACUGAAGGGCGUCUUUGACAAGCAAAUGACACAUCUUCCUAGGGCCGACCAAGUGGAAGAGAAGAAGCCAAAGAAGCAGACCGAGAAGACGUCCGCUGCUCGCCGGGAGCCACGGACUUCCCUUCCCAGCCAGCCUAAGGCUUCUUCCCCUCAGUCUCAGACAUUUGCGCUUGGACCUGAAGGACUGCCUGUCAUCCGUCGCGAUUCAUUUAACCCAGAUGGUCGUCCGAAACGCUCCAUCCACCCACCGAAACGCGACCUCCCAUACUCGACCAAGCCCAAGAAAAAGAAGUUCCAGUGGGAGUUACGCUUCUGCCAGGAGGUCUUGGACGAGAUGCACAAGCAGAAGCAUUACAACUGGGUUAUGCCUUUCUACUACCCGGUGGACCCCGUUGCCCUGAACAUUCCUACUUAUCACAGCGUCAUCAAGAAGCCGAUGGAUCUGUCGACUGUUCAGUCCAAACUCAAGACUGGCCAGUAUGAGAACGCCAAGGAGUUUGAGGGUGACGUUCGCCAAAUUUUCAAAAACUGCUUCCGAUUCAACAUUCCUGGUGACCCUACCUACAUCUGUGGCCAACGUGCCGAGGAAAUCUUCAACGCCAAGUGGGCUCAGAAAUCGGACUACCUCGAAGCGCAUGAACCGCAUCCCGAACAGAACACCGAUUCUUCUGAUGAAGAUAGUGACGAGGAUGCCGAGGAGAGCGAAGAGGAUGAUGAGAAACUCACUUUGCUCCAGAAGCAGAUCGCUGAAAUGUCUCGCCAGGUUGAGGCUAUCACCAACAAGAAGAAGAAGACCCCGCCUUCUUCCAAGAAAGUUGGCAAGACCAAGCUUGCCAAAAAGGAAUCCAAAAAGCUCGGUGGUAAAAAGGACAAGAAGAGCAAGAGCUCUCAGCCUGGCAAAGUUCGUGCCAUCACCUACAAUGAGAAGCAGAUCAUCUCGAACGGGAUCAGUAGUCUUCCCGACAAGAAAAUGCAGCAAGCCCUCCAAAUCAUCCAGAACAACGUUCCUCAACUCAAGGGAACUGAUGAAGCUGAAAUUGAGCUUGACAUCGAUGAGCUCCCCAAUGAUGUCUUGCACAAGCUGCUCAACUUCGUGAAGAAGCACGUCCCCAAUAUGAUGGAUGACGAUGACGACGACGAUAUUCCUGCCAGCAGCGUCGCACCCCCAAAGCCCAAGAAGAAUAAGCCGAUGAGCAAGUUUGAACAAGAAGCCCAAAUCAACAUGCUUCAGAGCAACCUUUCUCGUUUCCAGGGUGGCGCCUAUUCUCCCGAUCCAGUGGCCUCGGUCGAACACAACGAAAGCAGUGAUGAUGAUUCUGACUCGUCCGAGGAAGAGAGCGAAGAAGAGUAG
Messenger RNA from Penicillium bovifimosum, 2400 nucleotides. RefSeq names its product putative transcription regulator BDF1. Gene Ontology annotation, biological process: regulation of DNA-templated transcription; chromatin remodeling. NCBI's taxonomy places the organism in Eukaryota, Fungi, Ascomycota, Eurotiomycetes, Eurotiales, Aspergillaceae. Bases 1 to 2400 code for a protein of 799 amino acids. The record is from RefSeq and is a predicted model, not a curated record. Gene Ontology annotation, cellular component: chromatin; nucleus. The transcript has 3 exons.